AUGGGAGGCCACGAGAAGGUGCGUGUUCAUUUACGUGGCGAAGAAUGGAGGCAGAAAGCGGUGUGUGGCAGUGCUGUCUGUGCCCGCAUGUGGAGCGUGGCAUUAGUCAGAGUGUGUACAGCCCUACCAGUCAGACGGGAGAUGGGUUGAGGGAGAUGAAUGGGAGGCAGGUUCACUUUAUUACUGUCACUCUGCUCUCUCCCAGUCUGCCUCAACCUCCCCACUACCACCCAUCCAUUAAUCACAUGUUACUGCCUCCUCCCUCCUCCCCUCUCUCACUGUCUAUUUCUCCUCCCUCCACCUUUCUGCUCCUCCUCCACAGCUCCAGACAGCCAUCUAUCCUUCUAUCAUCCACGCUGAAUCACUUUUUCCCCAAACCUUUUAAACUACUUUUUCUUCCUCACAUACCCAUGGAGUCUUGUCCGUCUGAAGUUUGCCACUUAUUCUUCUGCUCCAUGGGCAAACUCAGACAUUUCAAGUCAGGUAAGUACAGAUUUAAAAAUGGUCUCACUCUUGGUGACUCUUUAAAACCAUUACAGUAAUCAGUUUGGUUAUGUCUGGGCUGAUUUUCUGAGAAAAAGCUGAGUGAAGAGACUAAGAUUUUCUGUUGAAGUUUUGUUUUAACAGCUAAACUCUACAACUACAGCUGGGUAUAACAGCUAUGAACUGGAUUCAGAGCCCUACAGUACACACAGGGCAUGUAGUCCCAAGUGUCACUGAUAUUUUCUUCCUGAUGCACUCAUCAUUGUCCCACCCCGAGCCCACGUUGUGUCUUUCCAAAUGAACUUGAGCUUGUUAAUCCCGAGGGGUGCGAUGGUGUCUGAACAGAGACAGAAGGUGUCUGUGCCUUAAGUCUUAAGUCUGGGCUUCACUCAUAUUUAGAGGAUGCAUUAAUGAGAUAAUUGGAGGACAAAAGAGUUAACAAUGCACAUUCCUCUACUUUUUACACACCAACAGAGACGCACAAAAGUGCUCACACUCAUAAGUUAAAAUCAUACUUUGUGAUUCAGUGAAUUUAAGGAUUAUAAAGGACUAAAGAUCCGGAGACACAAAUAUGUUCUCCUGUAUCCCUUCAUCCCUCAUUGCUAUCUCCUCAUACACUAUCCAGAUGGGCCAAAAGUCCAGACCAAGACCAUCAUCAAGCUCUCCAUCAUGCACACAAAUUUAUGUUACAACAAACAUGCUCACACACAACUGAAAUAUACUUUUCAACAUCAGUAACACUUAAUUUAAAUUCCUCAGACAUUAAGAAACUAAACAAUAUCCAUUGUGGAAACACUACAAAAUACAGUCAUUUAAACCAGUAGCACCAUCAGAGAUUGUAAGCCAACCUUUCUUUGAUGGUUAAACAGAAGAUCCUGUUCAGUACUGUCAGCAAACUGUCAGCAUAGUCUUGUGCAUAAAUGUACAUCUGUGUAUUCGUCUCUGCUGUGUAGAGGAUUUGUUUCAGUGAAUUUAACAUCAAUCCAAGCACUGACAUUCCUCACACAGUGACCUGUAUGUUUCUGCAUUUUCAGUUCAGUAUAACGAGAAGAAAGGUCUUCAUGUAAAGAGGCUAAAACCUGCUGCGCAAAUAGUAAUAUAAAAGAUGUACAGGCAUUUAAUAUGAAUCCCAAAACACACCUUUGAAUAAUCCAAGGAUUCAAGCCAACCUCACCCACCGAUUACCGCCAAAUUUCCAUCGAUUACCCACCAAAAGCAGUAGGACACUCCCUGAUCUACUUUGUGCCAUGUGUGCUAAAAAAUCAAUUUUAAUCCUUUAACUGGGACACCUCACUUCACGGCCCUUUAAGGUGUAAAGAGUCAAACAGAAAGUGUUUUAAUGGUACUGAAACAUUUUUUGGCACACAGGAGCACAGGUCCAGACAUGGAGGCUGUGACAGGUAACGGUGAACCAGUGUGCCUACGGUCACCUUUGUGUGCUUACUAUUGAGGGUUCACAAAGUUUGGUCAGUCUCACAUCACAAUUAAUCAUUUAUAAAAGAAAAUCUAAGUUUCGGCCUUAUUAAUAAUCAGUUAUCGAUUGUAAGUUAAUCCAAAGAUCACCCACUUAAAAUACUCCUACUCUGUUACUUCAGAUUUUAGUGAAGUCUUUAAAAUCUUUUCAGUCAGCAUUUUGUAUGUGAAACUUGUUCUGAGUUAGCUUUACAGUAGAUAUCUUCCUCGCCUUUUAAUUGACCUGAGUUUGAACUUGCACAGAUGAGGUUUUCAGGCCUGUGGUCCAUAAACUUGCAGACUGUUGGAGAUGCUCAGUACAGAUGAGCGUGGAGCAGAUUUACCCCUGCAGUGAUGCCACCAGCUCUCCCUCUGUCCCAGCAGCUAUCAGCCUCUCUGCAGCUCCCUGGGGCAGCACGUCAGACAGUACUGCUGUGUUGAUGCUUUUGCAACACACUGUAUAUAUAUAUUUAUAUAUAGCCAGCUAGCUGUGGCUCUCUGGGGUACCUGGAUGAGCUGUGAGCUACGUGGAUACCCGGGCUGAGGGGGAGGAGGAAGGGGAGGGAGGAGAGGCCCCCAUAGGCCGGCUGUGCCGCCGCUCCCCCGGAUCCUCUCGGCUAAUGGGUCGGCAGGGAUUUGGGGAGGGGGGUGGAGGUGGACAGAGACGGAUGGCUCCUGACAAACUCACACUGACAGCCAGUGAAUACAGGGCAGCCUAGCAGAAAGGUCAGAGCAGGGAUGGAUAAAGGACCGCUUGACUUUCAAAGUUUCACCCUGCUUGGUGCCACCGCUCUGUCAGCGCAGAGAGAAAAGUGUUUACGGCUCGUCAGUUGGUUUUUCUGUCAAGUUAGCCCGGCCUCUUCGCUAACUGCCUCUUCUUUAGUGUCACAUUCCUACAAACAUUUACAUCCACCCUGUGCAGCACACAAACAGAUUUGUAUUCAACGGCGAGGAUACCAUGAUGAAUUUUCAAGAUGACUGCUUCCUUAAAUAGUCAAAUUCCAGGUGCAGAGCAUGUAUGCAUCAGACCUGACAUUCCCGUUAAGUCCUUGGUAAGCUGUGUACCGUCAAGGAGAAAGAAUCAAACCCUCUCUAAAUGAACUAAUCUGGCGUUCGCCCCAGAGGCUCAGUAACUGUGUGUCUGUGUUUGUGCGUAGGUGAUGUGUUUAUUGACUCCAGUAGAGGAGUGGAUAAGAGGAGAGCCUCUGACUGAAGAACACUGAUCCAGUCAGAUGUCACAGGCCCUCAGAACUGCCUCUAAUGGGGCCCCGGGGACUCUCUAUCUCUCUCUCACACUCGUCCUCUCCCUCCGUCCUCCUCACCAGCUCUCUAAAGCCAAACUCUAUGUCUCUCUGCCCCCAGAAUCCUUCUUCAAUCACACUCUGUUUCUACUCUCACAUGCAAAUAUCAGACUGAUAAGUCCCCCAUGAUAUGCAAUAUCGGAUGUAAAGAGUACUACCAAGACAACAGUCUAUGUGCUACAUGUAUAAAAGUGGUGAAAUGCUCAUAAAGGUGGAGUAUUAUGAAGUAAGUUUGAUAGGGUGACCAUAUUCUGACUCCCCAAAAAGAGGACACGGCUACACGGGGCAGAGUCACGGAGUCACACAAAGUUAAUUUUGAGAGUUUUUCGUGUCGGAUUGAGUGUUUUUACGUGCUUAUAACGGCUAAAUUUCCACAGGAUAUGGAACGGCCGUGCUCUGAUCUGGAAUGGCAGCCUGAUCAAAUACGGAAGCAUUAUUAUCAAUUUGUGUGAUUCCAGGCAAUCCUUCAACAAUAUUGUUUGUUGAUUUUGAAGUCGCUGUUUUGCUGUUAAUAGUUAUGCUGGUGCUUCCUUCUGCUUUUCUUCAGCAGUAUGAGCCUGAAAAAGAAACUGAAUUUGUUGUGAUUGAUAUUUUAAAUGAUCAGAUCUCCAUUUUGCUACAAUUACAACGCAGUGAUGAAGAUUACUGUAAAGUAAAAAGCCACAUUUUGCAGGUUUUUCAACAAGAGGAGGGGGAAACUUUGGAAGUGUUUGUUGAAUUGAGGUCAUAUCCACCGCUUCUGAUGCAUUCACAGAGGUCUGGGAACUUAAACACUGAAAAGAAUGAGUAUCAAACAGAUUUGUUGCCCAAGUUUCUAUUUUUGACUUUGAACAGAUGGUUAGCUGACCUUGCAUUCAAAAAUCUUUUUUCAGAGAGGGAUGAACCGUAUUCAAGUUACUGCAGGAGUUUUGGAUGUCAUUCCAGUGGAUUGUGUUCUGUUUGCUUUUGCUCUCCAUACUUACAUACUUCUCCUGCAGACUCCAAAGCCUGCUGAUACCUGACAGUUCAGACUUCAACAGGAAGCCAGACCCCCAAUAUGGUCUCCACAUUUUUAUUAAUAGUCCUUAUAAAGAGCUUUCAUUCAGAACAAAAAGUCUUCAUCGCCGUUGUUGACCUUGAGAAAAGCGUAUAGGCAGAUUUGGUCAGCUAACUAUCUGCUGACUGUGGCUUUAUAUUUGACAGACAGACUGAAAGGAGAUGAAUCAGCUAUCUCAUCCAAAUGAUGCCAAGAAAACAAAUGUUUUUAGCUCUCAAUCAAACUUAUUUCAUGUUUCGUGAACAACAACAAUUAUUUUCUCCAUUAACUCAUUUAAGUUUCUCCGUCAUUGUUCAGUUACCAUCUGAAAUCUCUUUUGUGCAACAAUAGAUGCAACUUGGUUAUUUUGAAGGUUUUGACAUUAUUUCACUUUUCCAGGAAAAGCACUGACGUGUCGAAACAGUAUGGGUCCAAAACAAGAAUGAGAAUAACUUCCUGACUUCUGCGGUCAAAGACAGCUCUCAUGUCGCUCUGAUUACAAGCGCAACUGUCCACACUUAACCACAUCUGAUUUGUCUACUUAGCGUGAGCCUCAUCAUGUGAGAUCAGCGAGGACACUACUCGUCAACGGGCCACAGGAACCAGAAGGGACAGUUCCCGGCAGGACGUCCACUCCUCCCACCGCUCUCAGAAGGCCAUACUUCAGCCAUGUGUCCAUCAUCACCGUUGGGAGGCGUCCAUUUUUCAGUCCUCACGUCCUUAUUCUGAGGCACCCCUGUCUCUUUGACGAGUCGUGUGACCUUUUCCCCACGUCAGGUGUCGUGCUCGGUUACGUCAGCGUGGCGGCCGAGUGUCAGAAUGUGGUCCUGCUUGUGUCUGUUGACUCUCUUAAUGGUUUGACCCAAAGAGCACAGCUUUGGAGUGAAACAGGGCCUGAUGUGAGGUGA
This is a messenger RNA of Xyrichtys novacula (pearly razorfish), 5159 nucleotides long. The record is from the annotation of a GenBank genome assembly. NCBI's taxonomy places the organism in Eukaryota, Metazoa, Chordata, Actinopteri, Labriformes, Labridae.